UGGGUGUCGUAGAGCAGGAGUUGGGGCUGUGAGGAUGUGACAGCUCUCCACUAAUAAGGGGAUUAUAAACUCUGCCACAUUCUCUGAAUUACAUUACAGCUGUGCGGUGAGGGUGGAGAGAGCAUCAGAGAAAACAGAGAGAGAGAGCGAGGGGAGAAGAACGAAGGAGAAAAGAGCGCGGCAGUGGAGAUCAGGUGAUCAAUAAGAUCGGAGAGGAACCAUCUCAAAUUUUCCUGGAUUCAAGCGAAAACAUACGUUUUUUAGUUUAGUCAGAUUGGACUGUGGUCCUUCUCUUCACAUAUCAGACACAGGAGGAGGACUGUCGCCGGAAAAAAAGCUCUUUCAGUUCAAGGAAGCGUCUGCUUGCCAUGGCCCCUCCUGCUCUGUUGGUGCUAGCAAUGGCGGUUGCCACGGCAACUGGGGCCCUCUCAGCCAGCGAGGAGAAUGAACUGGAUUACGGCUCCUGGAACUACAGAGAAGGAGCGGACAGGGUGGACGUGGCCUCGGUGCGCAGUGUGACCAGAGUUCUAGAUGUCUGGGGAAAACGCAUCUUCCGUGAGAUCAAGACUUUGCUGCACUCGGAGCCCAGCUCUCUGCUGCCCGACUACUCGCGGGUGCGCCCUCUGUCCGAGUCCGUCAACGACUUGUUCAGAGAAGUCUCCCUGCUGCGCAUGCGCAUCACCGAGCUCUCUCGUCGCCUAGCAACCCUGGAACCGUUCCUCCGUCACCACGGCUACCGGGAGGUGGGGGAGGAAGAGGCGGGAGGCGGCCGUGCUCUGGCACCUCACAGCCUGAGCGCAGAGGCGGUGAGCCUGGCCCGGUACGCCCCCAGGACCGGGAGCCGGGUGGUGAGGAGGAGACGGGUGAGAGUCCUGAAGAACGGGGGAGAGAGUCAGGCACAGUGAUGGAGAGGAAGAGGGAGUCGUCAUUGAAAGAUUCUAUAAAUAUCCUGUCAUGAAAGAAACACAUUGCAUUUAAAUGUUUGUAAAAAAUAACGUCUUCCUGAUAUGUAGCUUUUACUGUAGGAUCACCGCUCAUGGAGGUAGUCUGCUUAUCGUGUGAUUUAUUGGCAGAUGUGAGUCUUUGCAAUUUACUAAAUAUGUUGCUGUUGCUCAGCCAAUCACACGGCCCCACUCCGCUGGGCAUUAUUGACGUGAUGGAGGUUUUGCUCCAUGUGAUUAAAUGGUCACGUUGGAUAAAAAAAUAAUGGUGCAAUAAAAAAGGAAAGUAAUUGGCUGAUUUAAAAAGAUAAUAAAACGGUAGACUUAUUGUCUUAGUUCAGCUUUUCAUGGUUAUAUUAAAUCCCCGUAGAAUUCCCCGUCUCUAUUAUACUGACGGUCUCUGUAAACAACUAUUGAAGCAGAGCAAAAAAUAUGACAGGAAAUGCAAGAAAGUAAAGGCUCAUAUAUAUGUACACUUUAUACAUAAUAAUAUUAUAUCAUUGUAUUUGCAUUUGUUUUGUUUUUAUAGCUAUGUAUGUAAAAAUUAUAACUAUAACUACACAUAAUAAAAAAGCAUUUAUACAUUUUUUUACAGAAAGCCUGAAUAAAAAACUAGAGAUUUAUUUUAUAAAUCUGACCGUAUUCGAUGCAAUGGAUUUUAUAGCAGCGACUCUCAGCACUUUGCUUCAAUACUUCCUCUCUAGCCAUGAAUGAAACGUGCACUGUGGCCUAAAUAUCCCAGCCGGUAAGCAGCGGGUGGAGUGUUGUAUCCACAAGGUGUCAGUGCGCUGCUGCUGCCCGAAGCGGACGGGACGUCACAACUGAUUCACGGAGGCUUCAUCCUCUCUCCCUUUAUUCAGUGCAGCUUAAGUCAGAGCGGUCAACAGGGGCUAUUACAUGCUAACAUAAUGAUACUGUUUGCGUAGGGUGAUUGUGUGUGUGUGUGUGUGUGUGUUGGACACUGACCACAAACUUUAUGCCUUCAUUAAAACUUUGCAGAGUGUUUCUACAGCAA
Messenger RNA from Gasterosteus aculeatus aculeatus (three-spined stickleback), 1956 nucleotides. RefSeq lists its product as uncharacterized. The record is from RefSeq and is a predicted model, not a curated record. NCBI's taxonomy places the organism in Eukaryota, Metazoa, Chordata, Actinopteri, Perciformes, Gasterosteidae.